Messenger RNA from Xiphophorus maculatus (southern platyfish), 4587 nucleotides. It is a transcript of the gene ptprh, whose product is annotated as protein tyrosine phosphatase, receptor type H. The record is from RefSeq and is a predicted model, not a curated record. Gene Ontology annotation, molecular function: protein tyrosine phosphatase activity; protein binding. Gene Ontology annotation, biological process: protein dephosphorylation. The transcript is spliced from 23 exons. The coding region runs from base 251 to 4333 and encodes 1360 amino acids. NCBI's taxonomy places the organism in Eukaryota, Metazoa, Chordata, Actinopteri, Cyprinodontiformes, Poeciliidae.
AAGUCUAAAAAGGAGAAGCAGUUAUUUACUGUGUCACUUGUGAGUAAGAGAAGGGACCAGAGGUUACAAAAGGAGGACCUGGUUAGGAAUUAAAAGUCAACACUGGAUUUAUUACGGCACUGAAUCAGCAGCAAGCAGGGGGAAAUUUGCUGUUUCAGUCAACACAUGAGGUGGCCACACUGGAAGAGCUGAGGUUUAUCUGACAGCGGAGAAGAGCCUCUGCAUCUUCAUGACUUUAGGUGAAUAAUCAAUGACAAAGAUGGAGCUUUUAUCAGUCAAAUCCACAUCAGACCUCCUGUUACUCUACGGCUUCUUCAGUCUGCUUUUGACUGUAACAGGGAACUCCACUACAUCAGAACCAAUGAGAACAUCUGAACUUACAACAGCAGGAAAAUCCACAGAACCUGCUCCUGAAAAUGUAAUAAAUGUAUCAGUGGUGACCCAGAACACCAACAGUAUAACUCUGCAGUGGGACAAAGUUAACAGCAUCUCAACAUAUAAACUGCAAUAUGAUUCUGUCACAAAGAACAUCAAUGAUGCUGCUGGAGAAACAUUUGUACAACAUGUGGUCUCUGAUCUGAUUGCGGGAACAGAAUAUAAUUUCACUCUUUUCACUGAGGCCAAUGGAGUCAAGAGCUCUGGAUUCUCAUUCGCUGCUGCUACAGCUCCUAGAGAUGUAGAAAGUGUAUCAGUGGAAACUCAGAGUGUUAACAGUAUAACUCUGAAGUGGAACAAAGUUAACAGCAUCUCAACAUACAAACUGGAAUAUGAAGAAAAUGGUGAUACUGUCACUAAUAACAUCAAUAAUGUUGAUGCUGUUGUACAACAUGUGGUUCCUGAUCUGACUGCUGGGACAGAAUAUAGUUUCACUCUUUUCACUGAGACCAAUGGAGUCAGCAGCUCUGGAUUAUUAUUCGCUGCUGCUACAGCUCCUGACGAUGUAAAAAAUGUAUCAGUCAUAACUCAGAACACCAGCAGUAUAACUCUGCAGUGGGACAAAGUUAACGGCACCUCAACAUACAAACUGCAAUAUGAUUCUGACCCAAAGAACAUCAAUGAUACUUCUGAAAAAACAUUUGUACAACAUGUGGUCUCUGAUCUGACUGCUGGGACAGAAUAUAAUUUCACUCUCUUCACUGUGUUGAAUGAUCUCAGCAGCUCUGGAUUCUCAUUCUCUGCUGCUACAGCUCCUGAAAAUGUAGAAAGUGUGUCAGUCAUAACUCAGAACACCAGCAGUAUAACAAUAAAGUGGAACAAAGUUAACAACACCUCAACAUAUAAACUGCAAUAUGAAGAAAAUGGUGAUACUGUCACUAAUAACAUCAGUAAUGCUGAUAAUGUUGUACAACAUGUGGUCUCUGAUCUGACUGCUGGGACAGAAUAUAGUUUCAUUCUUUUCACUGAGGCCAAUGGAGUCAGCAGCUCUGGAUUUAAAUUUAUUAAUGCUACAGCUCCUGAAAAUGUAGAAAGUGUAUCAGUCAUAACUCAGAACACCAGCAGUAUAACUCUGCAGUGGGACAAAGUUAACAACAUCUCAACAUAUAAACUGCAAUAUGAUUCUGUCUCUAAUAACAUCAGUGAUGCUGCUGGAGAAACAUUUGUACAACAUGUGGUCUCUAAUCUGACUGCUGGGACAGAAUAUAGUUUCAUUCUUUUCACUGAGGCCAAUGGAGUCAAGAGCUCUGGAUUAUUAUUCUCUGCUGCUACAGCUCCUGAAAAUGUAGUAAAAGUAGAAGUGGAGGCAAGAAACACCAGCAGUUUAACUCUGAAGUGGGACAAAGUUAACAACAUCUCAACAUAUAAACUGGAAUAUGAUUCUGUCAUGAUGAACAUCAGUGAUACAUCUGGAGAAACAUUUGUACAACAUGUGGUUCCUGAUCUGACUGCUGGGACAGAAUAUAGUUUUUCUCUUUUCACUGUGUUGAAUGAAGUCAGCAGCUCUGGAUUAUUAUUUACUGAAGCUACAGCUCCUGAAAAUGUAGAAAAUGUAUCAGUGGAAACUCAGAACACCAGCAGUAUAACAAUAAAGUGGGACAAAGUUAACAACAUCUCAACAUACAAACUGCAAUAUAAAGAAAAUGGUGAAACUGUCAUUAAUAACAUCAGUAAUGCUGAUGCAGUUGUACAACAUGUGGUCUCUGAUCUGACUGCUGGGACAGAAUAUAAUUUCACUCUUUUCACUGAGGCCAAUGGAGUCAACAGCUCUGGAUUAUUAUUUCCUGCUGCUACAGCUCCAGAAAAUGUCAAUAAUGUAUCAGUGGAAACUCAGAGUGUUAACAGUAUAACAAUAAAGUGGGACAACGUUAACAACAUCUCAAUAUACAAACUGCAAUAUGAAGAAAAUGGUGAUACUGUCACUAAUAACAUCAGUAAUGCUGAUGCAGUUGUACAACAUGUGGUCUCUGAUCUGACUGCUGGGACAGAAUAUAGUUUCACUCUUUUCACUGAGGCCAAUGGAGUCAAGAGCUCUGGAUUAUUAUUCUCUGCUGCUACAGUUCCUCUGAGUGUGACGUCGGUUCGUGUUUCGGAGCGUUUAGUGGACAGAGUAACUUUACAGUGGGAGAAUCCAAAUAAAGCCUGGAAACACAACCUGAGUAUCAACGACACAAACGCAUCAAUAACCCAGGAGGAGACGACAAAUGUUGUGUCAUAUUUCAUCUCCAACCUGAAGCCUGGGACGAUGUAUGAGUUCAGUGUGAUCACAGUGUUCUCUGGACUGAACAGUUCUGCUUACGUCGAUCACACAGUAACACAGAUCAACUGCAGUGCCGUAUCCUGGAGCGUCACCAACUCAUCGAUCCAGGGAACAGUUGAAGGCUUGUUCUCCAAAGCUACGGCCUCUAAUGGAUCAGAACCUCUGAUCAGUCCUGAAGGGAAAAACGUGACAUUUUCUGACCUCUUUCCUGGAGCAACCUAUAAUAUUUCUCUACUGUAUGAAACAUCGUCUGCACCUUAUCCACAGUGUCUCAUCGAAAUACCCAUCAUUCCUCCUUCUUUAGCUCCUCUCUGCAGCUACUGGGGUUCUGGCUACAGCGCUCAGAUUAAAUGGGUCGAACCGGAUGGUGUGUGGACGACAGCUGAACUCAGCAUAAGCGGGAAAACUUUCACUCUAAAUCCAAAUGAGAAUCGUCUCAUUGUGGACGGACUUCAACCGGCCAAAAAGUAUAAAGUCUCUGUGAUUUCAAGGCUGGAAACUAAAGCUGAUCCCUUAAUAUCUGAACCAUCAAUUUCUUUCUGUUCGACUGAUAACAGAGGAGUCAUUGGAGGAUCUCUGGUCGGUGUUCUGCUUUUUGCUGUUCUCAUCUGUGUCGUUGUGUUUCUUUUCCUUAAAAAGCCAGAUAUUAUCCGCAGAAAAAAGUCUUUCCUCUCUGGAUCCAGAACGUCAGAUUCAAAGGGGAAAAUCGUCCCUGUAACCAAAUUCCCAGACCACUACCGCCAGCUGAGUUUGGAUGAAAACCGAGGUUUCAGUCAGGAAUACGAGUCCCUCGCUCCCGCUGGCACACACCAAACCCAAAAAGCUGCGACUCUGCCAGAAAACAAAGGGAAGAACCGCUUCACCAACAUCCUUCCCUACGAUUGGAGUCGAGUGAAACUAAAUACAUCAAAUCCAAACAACACCAUGGACUACAUAAAUGCUAAUUACUUACCAGGCUACAGCAGCAGCAAAGAGUACAUCGCCUGUCAGGGUCCUCUGCCCAACACGGUGGGUGAUUUCUGGAGGAUGGUUUGGGAGCAAAAAGUGAAGAGAAUCGUCAUGGUGACCAACUGCGUUGAAGCAGGGCGGACUAAAUGUGAACAAUACUGGCCUGAAGACAGGAGCCCUGGUUCUCAUGGAGAACUGAUUGUCUCCAAAACGUCUGAGGAGAGAGAGUCCAACUGGGUCCUGAGGGAGUUUAAAGUGAAACAUAUGAAGGAUUCAGAGGAACGGACGGUGAAUCAUUUCCACUUCACUGCUUGGCCUGACCAUGGAGUACCUCAGGGCACAGAAGUCCUGAUCCGUUUCAGAGGACUUGUGAGGAAACACAUAGACAGUGAAGGGAGCAAAGCACCAACCGUGGUUCACUGCAGUGCUGGGGUGGGCCGGACGGGCACCAUCAUCGCCCUGGACGUCCUGCUGCAGCAGCUGCAACAUGAGCAGGCCGUCGGCAUCAACAGCUUCGUCUACAAGAUGAGGCAGCAUCGAUCUCACAUGGUGCAGACGGAGUCCCAGUACGUGUUCCUGCACCAGUGCAUCAUGGACAGCCUGCAGCCGCCCGGCGGCCAGGAGGAGAACGUUUACGAGAACGACGACUUGAUAUACGUCAACGCCACGGCGCUCCGACAGCUCCGCUGACCCGACGGAACCGGGUUCAGCCCAGCACUAAGACUUGAUGCACAUGACGAGCUAACCUAUAGUGUCAUUAUACACUGAACGUGAAGCAGUUAUACCUGAUGUUUAUACUGUAUAGAAAUGCUUUUGUAGUUUACAUCUGCCGGUUCUGUGAUUAUGCUGCCUUAUGUUAUUAUUAUUAAAUAUUAUUAACCUUCAAAUGACCAGAGAAUGUUAUAAAUUUUAUUAGAAUUAUAAAAUUGUUCAAGUAGAAAAAU